Molecule: messenger RNA, 324 nt
Organism: Lasiosphaeria miniovina
Lineage: Eukaryota; Fungi; Ascomycota; Sordariomycetes; Sordariales; Lasiosphaeriaceae
Exons: 4
Coding region: 1-324 (107 amino acids)
Source: RefSeq, a predicted model, not a curated record
AUGCUGCUGCUGCUGCUGCCGCUGCUGCUUCUCACACCGAUUCCUCCCCACUGGCUUCAGGUUCCUCCUUCUCGGGUGCCUUUCGGGUUCAGUGCCCGAGAGCCGCUGUCUGCGAAUGCCCCUUGCGACGUUGCGAUCAGGAUGUGCGUGGUGGGCGUGUGCCUAGUUGGAGAGUCUUGGUGGACGGCGAGCAGGUCGCCGGAUUCGUCUGCUAGUGUGGAGCCCGAUGCAGUCGGGGUAUCGGCCAAGGGAAUGAGGUGUGGGAAACGAGCAGGGAAUAAGGUAGGAAGCCUGUGGCGCUCGACCGAGGAACGGAUGGUCUGA